Messenger RNA from Elaeis guineensis (African oil palm), 2840 nucleotides. Its product is annotated as receptor-like serine/threonine-protein kinase SD1-8. Gene Ontology annotation, cellular component: plasma membrane. Gene Ontology annotation, biological process: recognition of pollen; protein phosphorylation. Gene Ontology annotation, molecular function: ATP binding; protein serine/threonine kinase activity. Lineage: Eukaryota; Viridiplantae; Streptophyta; Magnoliopsida; Arecales; Arecaceae. The record is from RefSeq and is a predicted model, not a curated record.
AAGAUUGUAGACUGAUGGAGUCCAACAUGACUGACGGGAUAAUUGUCCAACUUGUCAACUUGAUCCUGCAGAUCUAAAACCAGCGGAAUCCAUAUCAACAUUUGGUACUCCUCGAGACAUCUUUCCCAUUCGGAGUCAUGAAAACAAUCCACCACAGGUCAUUCCUUCUACCAUCACUGUUCACCCUCUUCUUCUCCCUUUCCAUUGCAGGUGACACCCUAAAUCCAAACCAGCCUCUUGCUGACAAUGAAACCCUAAUUUCCUCCGGCGGGAGAUUCGCGCUAGGCUUCUUCAGCCCUUCCAACUCAAGGAACCGGUACAUCGGCAUAUGGUACGACGAAAUCCCCAUCCAGACGAUAGUUUGGGUGGCCAACCGCGAGAAUCCCAUCACAGAAUCGACGGGAGGAAGCCUAUCGAUCGCCACCAACGGCAGCCUCAUCAUUUCCACCGAGAACUCCACCGUCGUCUGGUCCACAGCCGCGACGGGCUUAAGCAAUCCCGUUGCACAACUCUUGGACGAUGCGAACUUCGUAGUGAAAGAAGAGAGCAGCACCGACUCCAAUAGCUUCGCAUGGCAAAGCUUCGACCACCCCACCGACACGCUGCUGCCCGGCAUGAAGCUCGGGGUGGACCUAACAAGCGGCCUGAACCGCAACCUGACGGCGUGGAAGAGCAGCAGCGAUCCAUCCCCCGGCGAGUACUGCAACGCCAUGGAUAUAGAUGGCGAUCCCGAGUUAUUCCUCUGGGAUGGGACGCGGAAACUGUGGAGGACUGGGCCGUGGAAUGGGCAGCACUUCAGCGGCAUCCCGGGCACCACCACCUACCAAGGCUUCAUCUUCAGCUUCGUGAACAACAAGGAGGAGGUGACCUACUCCUAUGAUAUAGUGAACCAGUCCCUUGUAUCAAGGCUGGUGGUUAACGAGUCCGGCGUGCUACAACGGUCGGUGUGGCUCGCCGGAAAUGGCGGGUGGAACAUCUUCUGGUUUGCACCCAUGGACCAGUGCGACCCACUGUCGACAUGCGGGCCUUACGGGGCCUGCGACCCGAACAACUCGCCGAUAUGCGAGUGCCUGCAGGGGUUCACGCCGAAGUCGCCGGCGAAUUGGGAGCUUCGGGAUGGGUCCGAUGGGUGCGUGAGGAAGACCAAGCUGGACUGCAAGAAUGGAACGGAUGGGUUCGUGACGGUGAGCCGCGUAAAGCUGCCGGACACAUCAAAUUGCAGUGUGGACAUGAGCAUGAACCUUGAUGAAUGCAAGGCUAUGUGCUUGAAGAAUUGCUCUUGCACCGCUUAUGCUGGUGCUAUCAUCGGUGGGGGUGGCAGUGGGUGCAUAAUGUGGUUGUCGGAGCUUACCGAUAUACGUUUGUACACAGAUUCUGGACAAGAUCUCUACGUCCGGCUGGCAGCGGCUGAUAUAGCAGCCGCCCAAUCUCACGGGAGUGGACAUGCACCGAUAGCAAUCAUUGUCGUCCUUGUUUUAGUGGUGCUCCUACUUGUUUGUGUGGGCUUUUUCUUGUGGCGAAGGAAGAAAAGGAGACGGGUUAUGUUAGGUGCGACUUCCUUGAGUGACCAAAACAUUAGUGAAGAACAUUUCGAAGGAGAUGACUUAGAGCUGCCUUUAUUUGAGCUGGGCAACGUCGCGGCUGCCACAGACAACUUCUCCAUUCUCAACAAGCUUGGAGAGGGCGGGUUUGGCCCUGUUUAUAAGGGUAAACUCGGAGAUGGACAAGAAAUUGCAGUGAAAAGACUAGCUAAAACUUCAGUACAAGGCCUUGAUGAAUUCAAAAACGAGGUUGUGCUAAUUGCCAAACUUCAACACAGGAAUCUUGUGCGGCUUGUGGGUUGCUGCAUUCAAGGAGAGGAAAGAAUGUUGAUAUAUGAGUAUAUGGUCAACAAAAGUUUGGACGCCUUCUUAUUUGAUAAAGAAAAAAGCGCAUUGCUGAAUUGGCAAACCCGCUAUCAUAUCAUUGUAGGGAUUGCCCGAGGACUUGUUUAUCUUCACCAAGACUCCAGAUUCAGAAUUAUUCAUAGAGAUCUUAAAGCUAGCAAUGUUCUUCUCGAUAAAGAGAUGAAUCCAAAAAUCUCAGACUUCGGUAUGGCACGAAUUUUUGGAGGAGAUGAGACAGAAGUCAACACCAGAAGAGUAGUUGGCACAUAUGGAUACAUGUCACCUGAGUAUGCAAUGGAUGGCGUUUUCUCGGUGAAAUCUGAUGUGUUUAGCUUCGGUGUUUUAGUUCUGGAGAUCAUUAGUGGAAAGAAAAAUAGAGGAGUUUACGCCCACUCUUCCCACCUAAAUCUUCUUGCACAUGCCUGGAGUUUAUGGAAUGAGGAGAAGAGCUUGCAGCUAGUUGAUGAAUCACUGGGAUACUCCUUUCCCGCAAAUGAGGUAAUAAAAUGUAUAAAAGUGGGUCUUCUAUGCGUCCAAGAACGCCCGGAAGAUCGACCAUUAAUGUCGUCAGUAGUAUUGAUGUUGGGUAGUGACAGCGCGGCAAUACCAAAUCCUAGACAACCUGGUUUUGGUACGAGAAGAAUUCCCCUUGAAGUAGAGUCCUCUUCAAGCAAGCAAGAUUCAUGUACAUUGAAUAGUAUGUCCGUUACAAUGUUACAAGGCCGAUAGUUUGAUAGCUUAUACGUUGAUUUUUGUAGAAAAUAGGAAAAAUGAAGCUUGCUAAUUAACUCAGGGAAUCUUUCUGGUCUAAGCAUGUUGAGGAUUUGGAUUGUAUUGAUUUUGGUGGAAGAGAUUGUUGUAUGUGUAUAUAUAUUUUUUUUUCUCUUGUUUUUUUUCCACAUUAAAGCCUAAGAAAUACCAUAUUCGGGUUAAUGAUGAUUAUUUUUUGUUUCA